AUGACCAUGAACAGCCAGGGGUCAGCCCGGAAAGCAGGGACACUCCUCCUGCUGAUGAUGUCAAACCUGCUGUUCUGCCAAAAUGUGCAGCCCCUGCCAAUGUGUCUUGGUGGCACCUGCCAGACACCCCUUCCAGAACUGUUUGACCGUGUGAUAAUGCUUUCUCAUUACAUCUAUACCCUGUAUUCCGACAUGUUCAUUGAAUUAGAUAAACAGUAUGUCCAAGACCGUGAGUUUAUUGCCAAGGCCAUCACUGACUGCCCCACUUCUUCCCUGGCUACUCCUGAAGACAAGGAACAAGCCCUGAAAGUCCCUCCGGAAGUUUUUCUGAACCUGAUCCUCAGUUUGGUGCACUCUUGGAAUGACCCUCUGUACCAGCUAAUAACUGGAAUAGGUGGUAUGCAUGAAGCCUCUGAUGCUAUCAUAUCAAGAGCCAAGGAGAUUGAGGAACAAAACAAGCGGCUUCUUGAGGGGAUUGAGAAGAUAAUUAGCCAGGCCUAUCCUGAAGCCAAAGGAAAUGAAAUCUAUUUUGUUUGGUCACAACUUCCAUCCCUGCAGGGAGUUGAUGAAGAAUCCAAAGCCUUGGCUUUUUAUAACAACAUUCGGUGCCUGCGCAGGGAUUCCCACAAAGUUGACAACUAUCUCAAGUUCCUGAGAUGCCAAAUUGUCCAUAAAAACAACUGCUAA
Apodemus sylvaticus (European woodmouse) is the source of this 687-nucleotide messenger RNA. Its product is annotated as prolactin. Gene Ontology annotation, biological process: positive regulation of cell population proliferation; mammary gland development; positive regulation of lactation. The transcript is spliced from 5 exons. The record is from RefSeq and is a predicted model, not a curated record. Gene Ontology annotation, molecular function: hormone activity; prolactin receptor binding. Gene Ontology annotation, cellular component: extracellular region. NCBI's taxonomy places the organism in Eukaryota, Metazoa, Chordata, Mammalia, Rodentia, Muridae. The coding region runs from base 1 to 687 and encodes 228 amino acids.